Stereum hirsutum FP-91666 SS1 is the source of this 360-nucleotide messenger RNA. RefSeq lists its product as uncharacterized. Gene Ontology annotation, molecular function: structural constituent of ribosome. The record is from RefSeq and is a predicted model, not a curated record. The annotation marks the transcript as partial. The transcript is spliced from 3 exons. Lineage: Eukaryota; Fungi; Basidiomycota; Agaricomycetes; Russulales; Stereaceae. Gene Ontology annotation, biological process: cytoplasmic translation. Gene Ontology annotation, cellular component: ribosome; cytosolic large ribosomal subunit.
ACCGGUGGCAAGCAGCGCUCUGCUCUCCAGGAUGUCGUGACCCGCGAGUACACCAUCCACCUCCACAAGCACGUCCACGGCAAGGCUUUCAAGAAGCGUGCACCCUGCGGCGUCAAGGCUAUCAUCGCUUUUGCGCAGAAAACCAUGGGCACCACCGAUGUUAGGAUCGACCCCAAGCUGAACCAGGCUGUCUGGGAGCGUGGUGUUAAGAGCGUGCCUCACAGGAUACGGGUGAAGCUUGAGCGCAAGCGUAACGAUGAGGAGAACGCCAAGGAGAAGCUCUUCACCUACGCCUCGCACAUCUACGUUCCCGCAGGACAGUUCAAGGGUCUCCAAACCGUCGUCGUCGACGCCGAGUAA